Molecule: messenger RNA, 1220 nt
Organism: Aphis gossypii (cotton aphid)
Lineage: Eukaryota; Metazoa; Arthropoda; Insecta; Hemiptera; Aphididae
Product: isatin hydrolase-like
Exons: 3
Coding region: 215-988 (257 amino acids)
Molecular function (GO): arylformamidase activity
Source: RefSeq, a predicted model, not a curated record
UACAGCAGCUACGCUAUCAGUCUUCUUACUUUAUUUACACAUUUCGUAUACCUAUAUUUAUAAUAUAAGUCGUCAUGGCGCGAGGGCAAAGAGUACAUAGUUACUAACUUACAUUAGCUAUAGAUCAUUUCUACUACUUGCUCGUAAAUAUGAUAAUUAUUAAUAAUUCAAGUGAUUAAUUUUUUUUUUUGGUAAAUAGGUACUAAAUAGGUACAUGAUGUAUUUUUAUGGGUGGAACGUAAUAUUGGUAAUUUUAUUGAUAAGGAAAGCUAACAGUAUCGUGAUUGAUUUAUGUCAUGGUUAUCUAAAUCAAUCUACUACCUGUUGGAAUCCGACACAACGGUUCGAAAUAUUUGGAGUACAGAGAGGCGUUAAUCCUAAAUGGUAUUCAACACAGAGCUUUUCAGUAUCUGAACAUUGCGGUACUCAUUUAGAUGCACCUUAUCACUUUUAUCAAGACGGAUGGAAAUUAAAUGAUAUUCCUUUGGAACGCAUGAUAGUUGAAGGUGUGCAUCUUAAUGUCAGUCAUCAAGUCAAUGGAAAUGGCGAAUUUUUACUUACAGUCGAUCAUUUGAAAAAAUGGGAACACGACAAUGAUCCACUUCCACACCGCUCUGUGAUAUUAGUCAAUUUUGGUUGGGCUCAUAAGUUUGGCAAUCGUCAAUUAUACUAUAAUAACGAUACACAACGUUCAUUAUUAAGUUUUCCAGGAUUAUCUAAAGAAGCAGCACAAUGGAUUGUCGAUUCUAAAAAAGUAUUUGGCGUAGGAGUAGAUAGCCCGAGUGUUGAUGCAGGCAGUUCAACGUCAUUUGAUGUGCACAAAAUACUAUCUAAAGCUAACAUAUAUAAUCUUGAAAACGUAGCUCUAAAUGGUACGACAUUACCAUCAAAAGGAUUUAAACUUAUUAUGCAGCCAAUCAAAAUUAUAGGAGGUACCGGUGGACCUUGUCGGAUUUUAGCUUUUAUAAAUAAUACACUUGAAAAGUGAAUGAAACUUAAAUUUACUUGACUAUAUAUAUUCUAAUUAAGUGCUUAACUAUAAUUUAUUAACCUAAUAAAAUUAACACAUACAAAUAAGCUAAAAAUAUAAAAUGUAAAACAAGACGUCUUUUUAGUUUUAUACCAACGUAAUUUUUUUUUUUUUGAAAAAAUAUUACGUUAUAACCUAACAUACCUAAUUUUAUUUUGUAUAAAUAUAAUGAUUGACAAUAGUCACGAAU